Messenger RNA from Andrographis paniculata, 4119 nucleotides. RefSeq lists its product as uncharacterized. Gene Ontology annotation, cellular component: nucleus. The record is from RefSeq and is a predicted model, not a curated record. Bases 150 to 3926 code for a protein of 1258 amino acids. Gene Ontology annotation, biological process: double-strand break repair involved in meiotic recombination; nucleotide-excision repair. NCBI's taxonomy places the organism in Eukaryota, Viridiplantae, Streptophyta, Magnoliopsida, Lamiales, Acanthaceae. The transcript has 28 exons. Gene Ontology annotation, molecular function: hydrolase activity, acting on acid anhydrides, in phosphorus-containing anhydrides; DNA helicase activity; DNA binding.
GGGACAAGUUAAAAAAUUUCCCGCCCAAAAGCUCGUCUCCUCUCCUCUCGUGUUCACUCUCCGGUCUCCACCGCCAAAUCCCAUACCGGAGAGCAGCCGCGGCGUGCUGUUCCCGUCGUCCUAUUCGCUGCAACUAUUUCUGCUCACAAAUGGAUGACCAGGACUUUCCUCCACAAACCAAUCCUAACCCUACCCCCAAGCGGACCAACACCAUCCACAUUGGUGGCGUUCCCGUCGAGUUCCCUUACCAGCCCUACGGGACCCAGCUCGCUUUCAUGAAUCGGGUCAUCUCCACCCUCGACCGUGCCCAGAGGGAAACCCGCUGCCACGCGCUGCUCGAGUCUCCCACUGGCACCGGCAAGUCACUCUCGCUCCUCUGCUCCACCCUCGCCUGGCAGCAGAAUCACAAGGCCAAGAACAUCCGUAACAAUUUCACGCAUUCCAGCUCGAGGCCUAACCCGGAAGCUGUUACGGAUCCGAUUAAUCAUGGAGGUGGUUUCAUCCCGGAGACGCAGCCGUCAGGGAACCCAGAUGUACCUCAGUCUGCUGCAAAAAAUGCAAAAAAGGAGAAGCAAAGAUUGGCUCCCAUCAUCUUUUAUUCAUCGAGAACUCAUUCCCAAAUCAGUCAAGUAAUUCGAGAGUACAAGAAGACAUCCUAUCGAGUUCCCAUGGCAGUUUUGGGAUCAAGGAAGCAUUAUUGCACAAAUCCAUAUUUACGUGGUCAAGAUAAAGUUGAUGAACAAUGUAAGUUGCUACUGAAGAACAAAGAAGAUACUUGCCCAGAAUUCAAAAAUGUCCACAAAGUCAAAAGUCAUCCCUCUCUGCAGAAAGGAGGGUGUCAUGAGGUCCAUGAUAUUGAAGACCUAGUCAAAAUUGGGCAAGUUGUCAAAGGCUGUUCAUACUUUGCAGCUCGGUCCAUGGCAGAAGAUGCUGAAUUAGUCUUUUGCCCAUAUAACUACAUUAUAAAUCCAGUCAUCCGGAAUGCUAUGGAAGUUGAUAUAAGUGGGAGCAUUAUUAUUUUUGAUGAAGCUCAUAAUAUAGAAGAUAUAACACGCAAUGCUGGCAGUGUUGAUCUUGAUGAAGAAGUUUUGCUUCAUCUGCAGACAGAGCUUGGGCAGCUCAGCCUCAACGAUGGCAUGACUUACCAACCUUUGUUUGAAAUGAUACAGGAUAUCUUAAGUUGGAUUGACCGGAGAAAAAAUACCUUACAGAAGCGUGAAUUUCAGCGUUAUUUUUAUUGUUGGUCUGGAGAUAAGGCUUCAAAGGAGCUGCAGGAGGCUAAUAUAUCACUGCAAAGCUUUCCAAUCCUCCAAGAGUGUGCCAAAAAGGCAAUUAAAGCUGCUUCAGAAGCGGAGUCUGAGAUUCCCCAUCUAAGUGGAAUGGCAUCAACUACAUUGGAAGGAUUGUUUAGUUCACUUAAUUACUUCUUCUCUGGGAAUGGUGCUCAUGCCUGUGAUUAUGAACUAUCGCUUCAAAAGUUUUUCAAGAAAGAUGAAGGUGGUUGGAAAACUACAUUCAGCCUAUGGUUAUUGAAUCCAGCUGUUGUUUUCAAAGACAUUGCUGAUUCUUCUAAAUCAGUCAUCUUGACAUCAGGGACUUUAUCACCAAUGACCACCUUCUCAUCUGAACUUGGCAUUCAAUUUGGAACUUGUCUGGAAGCUCCACAUGUCAUAGAUGUCGAGUCACAGGUAUGGGCGGCUGCAAUUGCCAAUGGUCCUGGCAACUAUCCUCUGAAUGCAAGUUACAAGACUGCAGAUGACUAUGCUUUCCAGGAUGCAGUAGGUAUAUCAUUGGAGGAAAUUUGCAAGAUUGUUCCUGGUGGGUGCCUGGUGUUUUUUCCUAGCUACAAACUUUUGGAUAAAGUAAGCAUUCGGUGGCAAGAGACUGGUCAAUGGUCUCGAUUAAAUGCUCAGAAAUCCAUUUUUGCUGAACCAAGAGGAAGCAGCCAGGAUUAUUUUGAGCAUUAUUUGAAAGGUUAUUAUAAUACAAUUCGUCACGGCACAAGACCACGUGGAAAGAAGAUGGGAGGCAAAAGGUUAGGUCUUAAAACUGGAAAUUUGGUAGAAUCUACCAAAGGAAAAAAGAAAGAAGGUGCUGCUUUUUUGGCUGUUUGUCGAGGCAAGGUCUCCGAAGGAAUAGAUUUUUCUGAUGACAAUGCCCGAGUUGUUGUGGUCGUUGGGAUUCCAUUUCCAAACAUUUAUGAUACUAAAGUUGCCCAAAAGAAGAAGUUCAACGAUACCUAUGAGUUGUCAAAAAGCCUUUUAAGUGGGAAUGAGUGGUACUGUCAACAGGCAUUCAGGGCUCUAAAUCAAGCUACAGGUCGAUGUAUUCGCCACAAAUUUGAUUAUGGUGCUAUCAUUUUCUUAGAUGAGCGGUUUCACAAAGAUAGAAAUAGAGCAUACAUAUCAAAGUGGCUGCGGAAUUCCAUUAAGCUGUACAACUGUUUUGAUGAAGCACUAGAUGGGUUACAAUCAUUUUUUACAGAUGUCAAGGCUGGAAUUGGCGUGGCAGCAAACUCGUCACAAGCUCGGGAUGUGAACUGUGAAAUAAUCAAUUCUGAAGAUAAAAAGGGGUCAAGAAGGAUCAACGAUAAAGUUGUGAAAUCUCAACCUUACAAGCGAAAUAUGGUAUCAAAUUAUUUUGUUGGUGAAGCUGCCAGACCAACCAAUUCUUCAGUUCCUUCUACAAUCUUUGAUUCACCAUCAACUCAAACAAAAUCUGAAGUGCUAACCAAUGAUGGGGAUGCUAAUGUUCGUGGAAAAUAUAUUGACCUGGACAGCGAUCCUGAGAAUGAGUUAAGGUGUCAUGACACACCUUUGGUGGCAUUGCCCUCGGAUGAUCUUGAACUCACUAUAGUUCAAGAAACACCUGGUAUUGGUUUUAGGAGUCCUGAAUCAAAUUCUAAAUUUGUCCCCAAGGAUGAUCACUCAACACCACAAACGAAGAAAUCAUUCAAUGUGUUUCAUGAACAAUCUUCAUUACAGUCUAGCUCCAUUUCAAAUAAACAAGCUAGUCCUGCUCAUGUUAUGCUUUCACCUGUUGCAACUCUCGAUAAAGAGAGUGCAUCUAAUGCAAACAUCAUAGAACCUGCUGGAGCAUCUCCAGGGAGUGUCAGUUCUGAUGUUGGGAAAAGAAGAAAAGUCUCUAGUCUGCCGUCAGUUGGUCGACUCCAUGAGUUUAGUACGCUUGCUCAAGUUCCUGACAUUGUUAGCUCUUUCAGACAUUCAUUUACAUCUCCUGCCUCAACAGCCCACAGUCCUAAGGAGAGGAAUCAUUCAGAAAGUGGAUGUUGCAAAGAUAAAUCCUUUUGGUCACAUGGACCAAGUAAUUCUGAUAGAUUGUGUGUAUCUUCUGGUACGAGUAUGGAUAACAGACAACAAAUUUUCUGCUUGGGCUGCAAAAAUCCAAUGGGUCUUUUUGAAAACGAUUUCACUGUUCCUUGCUCAAUCAUUUCAACAUCAAAGAAUCAUUUACUAUCACUGCAGAACAAGGCUCUGGGAAUUGUAUAUUCAAGCACACCAAGCGUGGAUGUUCUGGUGGCUGAUACAUCAUCAAUUGAUCCCCGUGUGUGUGAAGGUUCAUCUGGGCAGGGUAUUUGGUGCAAAGAAGAUGGCUGUGUUUUCAAUUCAAUAUUUUGCCCCUUCUGUCACAAGGUUCUUGGCGUUCAGGUUGCGGCUACGGAUGCAUUAAAUAUUCAGUUCCAAAACAAGAUGUUAUUGUACGUUGAUUGCUUGGAGAUUAAGAGUUUCAAAGUACAGAUAAAGGGAGGAAAAGACGAGGUUUUAACUUCACAUGAAGACCGUGGCGCAAGCACAGAAAAACAUCUGCCAGUCAGUGACAUCGAGAAGUUUGCAUACAAGUCACCAGUCCAAGAUUCCGGAGGUUGGAGGAGAACAAAAUCACGGAUGAGGCUUCCUAGGAAGUAAUUAGAUAAUAGGUUUUUUGGCUGUCCAUAUAUAUAUAUGGGACAAGUAAAAUGUAAAUCUAAGAUCCAUCCAGCCAAGCUAAGGUAAGGUAAGAGCACACACAAAAAUCACAUUUCCCAAAUUAAUUUUGCUACAUUGCAACUAGUUUGCAAUUGUAUCAUCAAUAAUAUUCUUACUAUUCAUUUCAUUAGAA